This is a messenger RNA of Prorocentrum cordatum, 1812 nucleotides long. Lineage: Eukaryota; Dinophyceae; Prorocentrales; Prorocentraceae. The record is from the annotation of a GenBank genome assembly.
GACCGGCCGAUGGCUGCCGCCGAGGCCUCGGGCAGCCCGGGAGGCGCCUUCCUUCCAGCCGUGGCCCCGGCGCAGGAGCGGCUGCCCGCCUGGCGGGAGGACGGAGAGAAGGCAGGCCACCGGCAGUACAUCCUCCACUACCGGCGCCGCGCUCCUCGCAGCGGUGCUUCUGCUUCCACGCCGAGGCCACGCGCCGCCGCCCGCUGGUGGACACGCGCACGGGGCAGGUGCGGUACUGGGACGUCAUGUGCGGCUUCUUGGCGGAGCGUGGGCACUGCCCCAGCGGGGACGCGUGCCCGUUCGCGCACACGCGCGAGGAGAUCUCCUACCACGCCGCGAAGUACAAGACCAAGCUCUGCAACGACGCGGACUGCCGCGGCGAGGACGUGUGCUGCUUCGCGCACCGGGAGGCCGAGCUGCGCGUCCGGGCGCCCUCGCGGUACUCCUACCGGACCCUCGUCGGCGACAUCCCCAAGAUCACACCGAAGGGCCACUGGCCGCUCGACGUUCCCGCCCCCUUCGUCCCGACAGCGCUCGCCCCGGACGAGCACGGCCACGUCCUGCUCGGCGCCGCUCGCGGCGGGCCAGCGGCGCUGCCCUGCCACGGGGUCUACAGGCACCGCUUCUGCGCCUCUUGCCACCGAAAACAUCGCCGACUGCCGCCGGGGCGAGUCCUGCGCCUUCGCCCACAGCCGCGAGGAGAUCCGAGUGCCGCUGCUCUCGGUCGGCGAAGAAGAGCAGAGGCCAGAGGCGUUGACGAGCGACUUCUUCGUGUACAGGUUCAAGACCCACUGGUGCCCAGUGGGGGUGCAGCACGACUGGCAGAAUUGCGUGUACGCGCACAACUACCAGGACGCGCGCCGGCACCCCAGCAUCGGCUACGGACCGCGCCCCUGCCCGUACUGGAAGCGCCAGGAGACGUCGCUCGAGUACUCGCAGCGGUGCCCGCUGGGCGUGCGGUGCCCCUACUCCCACGGCGCCAAGGAGCAGCUUUACCACCCUGCCUACUUCAAGACGGUCGCGUGCCAGGACCCUCCCGCCACCUGCCCGCGCGGGACGCUGUGCGCCUUCUGGCACAAGAGGUCGCAGCAGCGCGGCCGGGCCACGUCCAAGGAGAAGUUCAACUACAAGGCGCCCCUCACGGAGGAGCAGACCCAGGCGAACCUGCAGCUCGACUUCUUGACGCCUCCGUUCAAGCUGCUGAGCGCCGCGCAGGAGUUAGACGCGUGGGCGCUGCAGCCCUACGCCUUCCACGACGCGGGCGCCCUCGAGCCAGGCAGCCUACUACCCGGAGAGCUCGGCCCCGACGGGGCGGGCACCCCCGCCGCGCGGACGACUGCCCCCGACAGCGACGGAGCCUCCGCGGCGCCCACGCCCGGGAGCGACGCGGCGCUGGCCGCACCUCAGGACGCCAGUUGGUCCGGAGGCAUGGCGGCCCAGCCGUGGGUGCCGCAGAUGAUCUGCUACGUGCCGAUGCCCUUCGCGGGGUCCAUGCUCGUGGAGGGGCACGUGGCCAUGGUGGGCGCCGAGGACGGCUGGCUCCCAGGCGCUCACCAGCAGCUCACGCUCCCAGGGCCGGUGCCGGGGUGCGCCGCCGCCUUGCCCCAGGGGCUCGCCGGCGGGCGGCGCGACGACUACUCCGACAGCGAGGACGGCCUCUCCGCCGAGAAGCUGCCGGGCAGCGCGACGGAGACGACGACGGACUCCCCCAGAGACGAGAGGAUGCCGAGCCUCCACGGCUUCAUCCACUUCAAGGACGCCGAGCUCGACAGCCCACGGGCCCCUUGCCGCCCACGCGCCAACUCGCACUGA